Molecule: messenger RNA, 249 nt
Organism: Onychomys torridus (southern grasshopper mouse)
Lineage: Eukaryota; Metazoa; Chordata; Mammalia; Rodentia; Cricetidae
Product: cytochrome c oxidase subunit 6C-2-like
Exons: 1
Coding region: 1-228 (75 amino acids)
Biological process (GO): mitochondrial electron transport, cytochrome c to oxygen
Source: RefSeq, a predicted model, not a curated record
AUGAGUUCCAGUACGUUGCCAAAACCUCAGAUGCAUGGUCUUCUGGCCAAGCACCUUCGGAUUCACAUUGUUGGCGCAUUUGUUAUGGCCCUGGGAGUUGCCGAUUCCUAUAAGUUUGGCGUGGCUGAACCUAGAAAGAAGGCAUAUGCAGAUUUCUACAGGCAUUAUGACUCCAUGAAAGACUUUGAAGAGAUGGGGAGGGCUGGUAUCUUCCAGAGUGCGAAGUGACUUCAGAAUGUACAGAAUUCU